This is a messenger RNA of Pseudoliparis swirei, 754 nucleotides long. RefSeq names its product microtubule-associated proteins 1A/1B light chain 3A. The record is from RefSeq and is a predicted model, not a curated record. NCBI's taxonomy places the organism in Eukaryota, Metazoa, Chordata, Actinopteri, Perciformes, Liparidae. Gene Ontology annotation, cellular component: cytosol; autophagosome; autophagosome membrane. Bases 388 to 753 code for a protein of 121 amino acids. Gene Ontology annotation, biological process: autophagosome assembly; cellular response to nitrogen starvation; autophagy of mitochondrion. The transcript is spliced from 4 exons. Gene Ontology annotation, molecular function: ubiquitin protein ligase binding.
CUGUAUACAUUUGAAGUUAGUAUUGUUUAAAUGAAGCUUCUUGUUUACUGUACCCGGUUGAGUACAUGUCUUUAUAUCUGAAUGUUUUUCAAUAUAAUUCUCAUCUGUGAAAUAACUCUUAAUAAUGUUGUCUGAGCACUAUGACGUAACAUUAACGUAGUUAAAGCGACAGUGUUAACCAACACGUGACGCAGACGGCUCGAGGAGUAACGGGCGUACGGCCCCUUUAAAUCCAGCGGGUGACGUCAGCGCCUCGGUUUACUUUGCUUUGUCCCGGAGCCGUGUUUUCCAGAUCGCGACGCCGAGAGAAACCCGACGCACGGCUCGCGCUGCAGACGUUAUAACGCUCGUGCGUGAGUUCAUAACGGUGUCAUACCCGCCGCGGCGAUGCCGUCCGACAGACCCUUCAAACAGAGGAGGACCUUCGCUGAUCGCUGCAAAGAGGUCCAGCAGAUCCGGGACCAGCACCCCAACAAGAUCCCCGUGAUCAUUGAGCGCUACAAGGGGGAGAAGCAGCUUCCUGUUCUGGACAAGACCAAGUUCCUGGUGCCGGACCACGUGAACAUGAGUGAGCUGGUCAAGAUCAUCAGGCGCCGCCUGCAGCUGAACCCGACCCAGGCCUUCUUCCUGCUGGUGAACCAGCACAGCAUGGUGUCCGUGGCCACGCCCAUCUCUGAGAUCUACGAGCAGGAGAGGGACGAGGACGGCUUCCUGUACAUGGUCUACGCCUCGCAGGAGACCUUCGGCUGCUAGG